Molecule: messenger RNA, 1848 nt
Organism: Prorocentrum cordatum
Lineage: Eukaryota; Dinophyceae; Prorocentrales; Prorocentraceae
Source: the annotation of a GenBank genome assembly
GGGUACCCAAGUCGGCCAACGAUCCUUCCGAGUCGCUGGUGAUUUCUCAUGGGUGGGAGUGGCAGGGAUGUUCAAACAUCAAAGGAGUACACCAGAGCUGCGCGCAAAGCCACGCGAUCAUUUUGGCCAGAGCGCUUGGGCCUUUGCACGCCUGGCGACGGGGCGCCUGGGGAUCCACCGCACAAGAAGCGGCGCACAGACGAGGACGAGGAUGCUGAGGGCCAGGAGUUGAAUAUUGACAUUAUCCUCGACAAGUUCUUGAACGUGAGGAAGAGGCACCCGACGUUCCAGAUAGUACAGCUCACACCCGGUACAGUGUGCGGAUUAUGCGCCAAGGCGCGAGACGUCUUCAUGGAUCAGGACAUGCUGUUGGAGGUGGAGACGCCGCUGAACCUGUGCGGCGACGUCCAUGGUCAGUUCCACGACCUGCUCAGAAUCUUCGAAAGCAGCGGCUUCCCGCCACAGGCCAAUUAUCUGUUCUUAGGGGACUACGUGGAUCGGGGGAAGAAGAGCCUCGAGACCAUCUUGAUGCUCUUCGCGUACAAAAUCAAGUAUCCCGAAAACUUCUUCCUCCUGAGAGGGAACCACGAGUCGCCGUCGAUCUGCCGAAUCUAUGGCUUUUACGAUGAGUGCAAGCAGCGAUACACUGUGAAGAUCUGGAAGACCUUCUGUGACGUGUUCAAUUGCAUGCCAGCCUGCGCGGUGGUCAGCGAGAAAGUGAUCUGUAUGCACGGUGGCCUGUCGCAAGAGAUGAUGAAGGACGGCUCCAACUUGGUGGAGGAGGUCUCGUCCAUGAAGCGGCCCGCAGACAUCCCGGACUCAGGCUUCCUCUGCGACCUGCUGUGGUCUGACCCUGCGGAUACCGUGGGCUUCGGCAUGAACGACCGCGGCGUGUCGGUCUCCUUCGGGGCCGACAUCGUGAAGGAUUUUCUCCGUAUCCACGACUACGACCUGGUGGUUCGAGCGCACCAGGUGGUCGAGGACGGCUACGAGUUUUUCGCGGAUCGGAAGCUGGUGACCAUCUUCUCCGCGCCGAACUACUGCGGUGAGUUCGACAACGCGGCGGCCGUGCUGUCCGUCAGCGAAGAGCUGGUGUGCUCCUUCCAGGUGCUGAAGCCGGAGCCCAUGAACCAGUGAGGCGAGAUGCUGUGAGCGGGUCCUCCUCGGUGCUCUGAUGGGAGGAUCCCAGCGCUUCCCUGCUGUACUAGGGCUUGAGGAGGAGGAGGAGGAGGAGGACCGUUGGCAAGGCGUGCGCACGGGCUGGUGCGCCGUGGCGCGCCGCGCGCCCUUGCCUCGCUUCGGGCCGCAGUUCUGGGGGUCUCGGGGGCUCGGGCCCAGCCAGGCAGUCGGCGCCGAGAGGGUGCGCCCGCCCUCGGGGUCCCCCACACGGUGUGCCAUGAGAUCCUGGAACCAUCUCUCUCUGCCGUCCGACGUAGCAGUGCGAGCACGAGCAGCAGCACCGGCACGCGAAGCCGUGCGAACCGCCGGGCGAGCAGCCCGCGCCGCCCAUCGGGAGGGGAGGGGCAGAGCCGCGUGCCGCAGUGCUCGUCACCGCUCGCGGGAGUCAGACCUGCGAGGGCGCUGCUCGGGUGGCGGAGCUGCUGGCACACCCGGUGGGGCACGCCUCUUAGCACAGCACGUCUGAGGCCGGUGCCAUGGGUCGGGACGCGUCUGGCGAGGGCCGCCGUGCUGCGAAGGGCCGCUCGCAGCUGCGCGCGCCCGCGGGGCCUCUCCGCCGCCUCGGGGGAGGCCAGCUCUGCUCCAGGCUGGUCCUGGCCAGGCCGAUCCUCGGGACCGGUGCGUACGUGCCUUCCCUCGGUGUCGCUCGGACGUGUGCACUGUUCCUCG